CUUUAGUCUCAGUUUGUUGUCGGUGCCUUUUUCCUAACUUCCAUCAAGUGUUUUUAUAUCAACUAAAAGCCGAAAUGAACUCAAAAUGAUACCAAUGCUAAUUUGGUUUAUAGUUAUCGUGUUGAUUGCACUUUUAGCAUGUCUUGCGAUCAAGUUUUUGGCCCUUCGAAUUGUUCUUGCGUUGCUGUUGACUUUGCCAAUCCUCUUAUCGGUUGCUUUUUGUGUCUUGCGAAGAAGCCCGGUUCAAGAAAGUAAUAAAGCUGUAUUCUUCAAUGCUACCAGUAUUAUCUCGGAUCGUGGAGAAGCACACGGAUCCGUUCACAAAAAUACAAUUCCAGCUUUCCGCCAAGCCAAGCAGAAUGGAGCAGACACAAUUGUAAUGGAUGUCCGAAUGACAAAAGACGGAAUGUUAAUUGUUCUUCUCCCAGAUAGCGUCGACACUGACAAUGCAACAUACAUUGUCGAUGAAACACAUUGGAUUCAAAUGAGCCAGCUUAAUGUUUAUGGUGGAAAUAAUGGCACUAUUUUGACAUUCGAUGAAGCAGUUUCCUGGUGCGAGGCAAACAAAAUGAAUAUGAUCUGGCAUAUUCCUUCCUUUUCUUCCGAUCUGCUCACAUACCUCCGCAACAAAAUAAUGCAGGAUAGCUUGUAUGACAAGGUUGCCGUGACAACGUACAACCUCAUUGCUGCUGGAAGGAUCAGAUGUACUGAUAGACAAUUGUUAAUGGGAAUGAUCUGGAAAAGUACCGAAUACUCCAUUGUCAACGGAACAGCUGUUGGGAACAUGUACACUUCAUGGUACUACUCAAUGAUGGACACGUUCACAUAUUGGGGAAUAAGAUCACUCCUAUUACCAAGUUUUCUUGGGGUCGACUUCCUCGUCACAAGUGUCGAUGACGCUGAUAGAGCUCUUAUUGUGGAAUCCUCAGCUUCUGGAAUGAGAACCAUAAUAUACGACAUGGAAACUGCAACCGAGCGUAAUUACUUUGCCAAUCAGAUGGAGCUACCAAUGAUAGUAAAUGAUCUUGUUUCUCUCCUUGGCACUGGUAAUUCUUCACCAACGACUCCUCCGUCAUCAUCCACAAAAGCUAAUAAGAACCGAUCCUGAUUGUUUCCCUAAUUUGAUUUUUGUUUUUGUUUUUUAAAUGAAAAUCACAGUUAAU
Caenorhabditis elegans is the source of this 1163-nucleotide messenger RNA. It is a transcript of the gene T09B9.3, whose product is annotated as glycerophosphodiester phosphodiesterase family protein. The transcript is spliced from 9 exons. Bases 86 to 1108 code for a protein of 340 amino acids. Gene Ontology annotation, molecular function: phosphoric diester hydrolase activity. The record is from RefSeq and is marked reviewed. Gene Ontology annotation, cellular component: membrane. NCBI's taxonomy places the organism in Eukaryota, Metazoa, Nematoda, Chromadorea, Rhabditida, Rhabditidae. Gene Ontology annotation, biological process: lipid metabolic process.